Molecule: messenger RNA, 984 nt
Organism: Culex quinquefasciatus (southern house mosquito)
Lineage: Eukaryota; Metazoa; Arthropoda; Insecta; Diptera; Culicidae
Exons: 2
Coding region: 1-984 (327 amino acids)
Source: RefSeq, a predicted model, not a curated record
AUGGGUAACCCCCUGUCGUCCCCACUAGCCGAUCUCGUCAUGGAGAAUCUGAUGCACGCCGUCGUCAAAAAGCUCGAAUUUCAACCACCAGUGCUCAAGAAGUACGUCGACGACCUGAUCGUAGCGCUUCCCCUGAACAAGUUGAAACACGUCCAAGACUCAUUCAAUAGCUACAGCCAACACAUCCAAUUCACCUACGAGCUAGAAGAAAACAGGAGACUGCCGUAUCUGGACAUGGUAUUGGUCCGCACCGAAGCCCAACAGAUCCGGACGGAAUGGUACCGAAAGCCAAUUUCGAGUGGUCGUUUUCUGGACUUCUUCUCCUGCCACACCACGAGCCAGAAGGUCAAUACAGCUAUGAACUUCAUACAACGUGUAGACAAACUGUCUACCAACUUAAACACUCGGGAAAAAAUGAAGAUCGUGGACAGGGAGCUAGAAAUCAAUCAUUACCCAAAACCCCUUCGGCGUCGACUCAUGAACUGCCAGCUAUGUAACCGUUCCAGCAACGGCAACCAACAACAACAACAACAACAACAAACGCAACAAGCCGAACCGAGCCACCAGCAGACAAACAUCUACUACCGAUCCAUACCAAACAUCCCAACCUUGUCACAAACUAUAGCCAAAACACUCAAGCAGGACUACCCGGAGGUACGGUUAGCUUUCCGCAACACCAACACUGUGGGCUCAAGCUUCUUCAGCAACAUGAAGGACAAGGUGCCCACGGAGAACCACACCAACGUCAUCUAUGCUAUCCCAUGCAACGAAUGUGAGAGUUCGUACAUCGGGAUGACAACAACGCAGCUGAAAACGAGGAUGUCGAGCCACAGAUGCGACAUAAAACGGUUGGACGAGCUGCUACAGGCGGGACACACCACUGACGACUACAAGAUAGCCGAGCUGAGGCAGAAAACAGCUUUGCUCGAGCACAGCAUCACAAAACAACAUUCUUUCGACACAAAAAAAAUACAGAGGGCCUGA